AUGAUGGCGUCCUUUUUGAGGGGGCCGCUGCGGCGAGCCUUUCAUACUCAACAGGUCAAGGCUUCCUGCCGAGCGCCGGUGCCAUCACGGCGGCGCCUCAGCGACGUGGCGGUGCAGGAUGCAGUGACGACAGGGGAAGACCUUGAACCUCCCUGGCUGGCCCUACGGGUCGAAGCACCGAGCGUCGCAGCCACAAAGGCCAUGGAACGUGUCAAGGCCCGAGGGUCCCAGUUCAAGGCAGGCGAAGCCCUUGAGAAACCGCAGAAACUGCUGGUUGCAUCCGUGGAGGAAGUACUGAGUCAGGCACUCGCCUUGGCCUACGCCGGACGCGCUUCGUCGAAGUGGCCGGUCGUGGCGGAGCAUUUGCUGUCGCUGGAACUUACGGCGGAGCAGGCCUUCUUGGUGUUUCACUGUUUGGUUCAGAUGGGCGACUUCGAGCCAAAGGUGCUUCGGAAGUUGCUGGAGAAGGUGGUGGAUCGCAUCGAGUGUCAGUAUUUCAGCAUGGAGCUGGAGUUGAAUUUUCAUGGCCUCGGAGGGAGAUUGGAGGGCAUCCUCAGGGCUUUCGAGAUGGACGAGAAGAACUCGUUUCAGUCCCUGGUGAACCAUCUGCCGCUGAAGCACAAGGUGCAAGUGAUGCUGCUCCAUUCCGGGCGACCGCAGCGAGGAGUCAAGGCGUCCAGUUCGGUGGCCCCGCAGAUCGAAGAGAAAGACGUCAAGCGGUCGCAGCGGGCCUGGAAGACGGUGGAUCCUGUCGAGAUGGAGGAAUGGGAGCGUGAACGCUACUUCAAGGGUCGAAUCAGGGUGCUCCGCAUGCCCAACGUGGAGGCCAAGGUGCUCCGAACUUCUCCAGGGAAGCGCCUGAAGGCCAUUUUGGCGUCGCAGCUCUUCCAGGUCCUCCCUAGCGGCGACGCCGCGACCUUGGCAGAGAUUUCGCAGCUGUGUUUCUUUCCACAACGUUUGCUGACGGGUGAUCUACAGCUUGACUUUCAGGAAACUUUGGCAAAGCGCAUUGCUUCCCUUGAGCGACAUGCGCUGCUACCCUAUGUGCUGUGCUUCGCCGCCGCUCUGCGCUCUUGUGAGGGGCCCGAAGCGUACCGCACCCUUCGCAAGCGCUUGCUGCCUGACCUGCUGUGGCUCAUGCGUGCGCGAAAGCGCGCGGAGAUCUUGCAGAACCAGCGGUUUGUUCUGCCUUUACUGCAGUUGAGGGGCCGCGAAGGAGUGCAGUAUGAACUUGCAGAGCAUUGUGCGCGGCUAAUGAUCUCCAUUUGCGGCGCGAGACAAGUGCAGAUGGACAUGGAAAUGCUGGACGCCUUGAGUUCCCCAUUGGAGGAGGUUCUGGCCGAUAGUCUCCUGUCAGGCGAUGCGGACGAAUUGAGCGGCGAGAGCAUUUUGUCCACUGAGACUCUUGCAGAUCUGCUUAGUGUCCUUGUCACCUGUAAAGUUCAGCCGCGACAGGAACUGAUGGAGCUGCUGCAUCAGCUGGUGCUCAAAGGCGGCACCGAGCUGUGGACCAUCGGAGGCGAUGUGAGUGAGAAGAGCGAUGAAGGCCCUAGCAAUUUCGGAGACCUUUGCGUCACCGCGCAUGCCUUAUCGCUGUUGCACAGCAGUCCGCAGGCGUCGCUGAAGGUCCUCUGGACCGCUGCCUGGCCGCGGCUCCACGCGGAGUCCACGGAUGUGGCCAGUUGCGUCAUGCUGCUGGACGCCUUGCUGCGUGGGGCGGAGGAGGAGCUGCUGAUGACCACGGAGCUGAGAAGCGCCAUGGAUGAGUUCGUGGUUCAACAGGUGGAUAUGGAUUUGUCCGCCCUCGGUCACUUGACGUUGGAUAUGGAUCUGCCUUCUGACAAUGUGGGGUCACAUUGGCGUGUGACGCGGAAACAAAAAGACGAGCCGAGCGAACUGGGUCAAGCUGUGGCUGACGAAACAGCUGGGCUCACUCUGAAAAAUGCGACAGGCGACUCUUUUCCCGACUGGGCCGCGCAGCGGCAGACCAGUCCCCGUGAGAUUCCCCGGCAGAGAUGUUUGGGGCCCAGCGGUGAGAGCCUACAAGUCAAUGCAGAAGCCAAGCACAAGAUGUCCUGGUUUGCUGCGGGAGACAGGGAGCGACAAGCCCUCCUAGCCGCGAUCGAAAGGGACUAUGCCCCUGAAUUGCGACGAAUCUCCCACGACUGGGUCCUGAGUAGAGGCUGUAAACUCCAGGCAGAGUCGAAGAACGACGACUCCGAUCUGGCGCCGCCCUUGCCGCGCUACCUGGAUCUUUCCGAGGUGCCAAUGGUACCCAACGUCAUGCUGAGCGCCAUGCUCGCAGCCAAGUGUCGAGACCAAAACAUCUUAGCGACGAAGGAACGCCAGCAGCGCUUCGCUGAAUACGUCUUUGCAAAUUGUGCCGAGAACUCGUUCAAGAUGAAGGAGUUGCACCUGGGACCGGACUUCGCCAAGGCUGUGGCUUUGACCUUGUCAUUUUGCAGCAGGUAUACCGAGCUGAACCUGUCUGGAAAUGCUUUGGGCGACCAAGACAUUCUCGGCUCAGCAUUUUCCAUGUCGCGUUCGGGGGACGCGGUCAAGCAGCUCACGUCGAAGAUCAGUCAUUGCGGCACCCUUGAUUCCUGGCAAAGUGGCCUGCAAUUGCUGGAUGGGGCGGAAGAGAAGAAGCUGGAGCUGGAUGUGGUUGCAUACAAUGCUGCCAUGACGGCCUGCGAAAGGGCAUCCCAGUGGCAGGUGGAACCAGUAUCCAUGGGCGCGGCCACUUUGAUCCAGGUGACCUUGGCCUUCUUGCAGAAGAUUCACCUGAAACAUCUGCGACCAAGUCAAAUCACCUAUGGCAUUCUGCUGAGUGCCUGUGGCAAGUCCAGAGAUUGGGAAUCGGCCCUCAACUUUCUCACAGCCACCAGGGAGGAAGGCAGCGAUGUCGAUGUGAAGACCUACAACGUGGCCAUGACCGCCUGCGAGCUGGCCUCGCAGUGGCAACGCGGCCUGAUGCUAAUGAAGGAGAUUCCCUGGCAGCAACGAAGCAUCGUGACCUACGGCGCAGCGAUCAAGGCCUGUAGAGCACAGUGGAUCGUGGCCUUGCAGCUACUCGAGGAGCUCAAGUUCCAACGCUUGGAGCUGAACGUCAUCGUCGUCAAUGGCGCCAUCAGUAUUUGCGCGGAGUCUGAGCAGUGGCAGCAGGCCUUGGUUCUACUGGAAGACAUGGAACUGCAACAGCUACGGCCCACAGUGGUAUCCUUCAGUUCAGCCAUCACUGCCGUUGGGACCAGCUCCUUGUGGCCUGUGGCACUACAUUUGCUCCACAGGGCGCGGCGAGUGGCCAAUGUGGUCACCUACAACGCAGCCAUCACCGCGUGCGGCAAGGGGAGACGAUGGCAGAUCGCCUUGCAACUGCUACAGGAUUUACCAUCGGAACUUCCCUCAGAAGUGACCUUUGCAGCUGCCGUCAGCGCUUGUACUGAGGCGGCCGAGUGGCCGCAUAGCCUGAAACUCUUAGAGCUCAUGGAAGAUGCCAACUGUAGCUGUCAGGUGGCCUACAACAGCGCCAUCAGCGCAUGUGAAAAAGCCGGGCUCUGGCGAAUGGCUUUGCUUCUGCUGGAGACCUUGUUGGCUUCGGGCAUGGCUGAUGUGUUGAGUUUCAACUCGGCCAUCAGUGCUUGCGAGAAGUCCAUGGAGUGGCGUUGGGCCCUGGAGUUGUUGAAGGAGCUCUGCCUCCAGAGACUCCAAGCCAGCCACGUCACGGCCAGUGCCGUAAUCAGCGCCUGUGCAAAGGUGGCGCAAUGGGCGCGUGCCUUGCAGCUGCUGCCCAAGCAGGUAGAUGAGAUCGCCUGCAACGCAGCCAUCAACGCUUGCGCGGGCGCAUCGCAGUGGCAGCGGGCUUUAGCCCUGCUGCAGUUGUUGCCGUCGUCCAUCGGAUACAGCAGCAGCAUCGAUGCAUGUCACAGGUCGGGAGAGUGGCAACAGGCCCUGCAGUUGUUGUGGCAAGCAGAGGAGCUGAGCCUCCAGCCUGAUGCGACUAGCUGCGGCCUGGUCGUCAGUUCUGCUUUCCAAGCUGCGACAAGCACGAGCCGUUCGUCGAGCCUGGUGGCCGUGGAAGUCUUGGCCAAGACCCGUUCCCAGGGUGACAUGAGUUCCGCCAAAGCUGAGGUGAUCAAGAUGGCUCGUACCAAGAUGACAGCACAGAAGUCUGCUGGCGGCAACAAACAGCGUGAAGACUUAGCUGCCAAGGCUGCGCGCAAACAGGAAUUUACUUCGUUGCAGGGUAGCUCAGGCAUGUCGGUUGAAAAGCAAUUGGAAGCUGCGCAGAAAUUCCUAAGAGGAAUUCGUUCGCUGACCUCCUACGAGGAGGUCAGGGAUAAACAGGCGCUGCAUGUGGGUGUGCAGAAAGCACUGGACAAAGUGCAGUGCUUCGCGGCAGCUCAAGCGGCUGCGUGGCUGGCACAGGUGCAGCCCGACUUCUGGGGUGACUUCCAAGCGGAGUCCUUCGGUGAGAAUGUUGCUGUGAAAACGAGGCCUGUGGAAAUCGAUCAGACUCGUUGCUUGGACUCUACGGGAGCCUGGGCAUGCGCAGAGGGAAGGGCUGCAGACAGCAAGGUCUUGAAACGCCUGAGAACCUUGUUGCUCUACGGGCAGUGGGGCGCUACACAUCGGGAUGCACCGGUGGUGGGCACCAUGAAGAAAACUCAUCGCUUUCGACCUGGGACUUUGGCACUUCGAGAAAUCCGAAAAUAUCAGAAGUCCACGGAUCUGUUGCUGCGUAAGCUGCCUUUCCAGCGUUUGGUCAAAGAGAUCGCACAGGAAGUGAAAUCAGAUCUGAGGUUUCAGUCGCAGGCGGUCCUGGCACUGCAGGAGGCGGCCGAAGCCUAUCUGGUGGGUCUCUUCGAGGAUACCAACCUUUGCGCCAUUCAUGCCAAGCGCGUCACCAUCAUGCCAAAGGACAGUCAUUUUUUGUUUUGCUUGGGACAGAUUUGUGUGGUGAACCUGGUGAACUUCGUUCAAGCGCUGCCAUGGUUACUCAUCACAUGGUCUCUGUUUAUUCUUCGCCCCUUGUCGCAGCGCAGCGUCUUGACGCCUGUAGUUGUUGGGGUUUCAAUCUUGGCCGCCUGUGGGGAGCGAUGGAUUCCGCCAUUGCUCGAUGCGGCCGAUGUGGCGCCGUGUUCUGAACGGCGGCCUGAAGCGUCUAGCAAGAUGGCGCGAACCAAGAUGACAGCACAGAAGUCUGCUGGCAACAAAGGCCGUGGCGAAUUGGCUGCCAAGGCUGCGCGUAAGCAGGCUCCGGUGGUGGGCACCAUGAAGAAAACGCAUCGCUUUCGACCCGGCACUCUGGCCCUCCGUGAAAUCCGGAAGUACCAGAAGUCCACGGACCUGUUGCUUCGCAAGUUGCCAUUUCAACGUUUGGUGAAGGAGAUUGCACAGGAGGUGAAGUCGGAUUUGAGGUUUCAGUCGCAGGCGGUGUUGGCUCUACAGGAAGCCGCUGAGGCGUAUCUCGUUGGCCUCUUCGAGGACACCAACUUGUGUGCCAUCCACGCCAAGCGCGUGACGAUCAUGCCCAAGGACGUGCAACUGGCACGUCGCUUGCGUGGCGAGCGAGCUCAGACCAUGGCCACGUUGCUCUUGAAGACGACCACUUUAACCUCGGUGGAUUUGUCGGCCAAUGACAUCAGCUGCAAAGGAAUGAAUUUCAUCCUGCGGACCAUGUUGAUCAAUAGGAGCGUGAAAGCCUUGGAUUUGUCCUCGAAGACGGGCUCCAACCGCAAUCGCUUCUCCAAGCUCAAUGCUGGUCCCUUGGAGGACCUGUUGCUCCGCAACUCCACUUUGCAGCGCCUGAGUUUGAGCACCUGCACCCUUGGUGCGAUUGGCGCGCAGGGCUUGAGUCGCGGAUUAGUGGGAAAUCAGAGCUUGAAAUUCCUGGACAUCUCCCAGAACGACCUGGGCGACAAGGGUGCCUGUUACAUCGCUUCAGUCCUCAAGGAGUCCGCGCUGGAGGAACUCAAUUUGGCAGACAACAACAUAUGUGACGAGGGACUCAUUAGCCUCGCAUGUAGUUUGGGAUCGCUGCCCAACAAGAUGGACAGCAGUAGUCCGGUGUGGUCCAGGGCCAUGGAAGCCACAAAGGCCGCUACGGCCUAUGCUGACAGCGUCACCUUCCUCCGGAAGACGGUGCUGGACGCGGACGAACAGGCCUUGUGGCCCGAGGAGGGCUCCAAAGGUAGUGCCGAAGAGAUUAAAGAUGCAGCCAAAGCGCUGCAGCUGGCCGUCAAAGCGGCCGAGGUGACAUUGCCCAAGUUGAAGAUCCUGAAUUUAACCAACAACACAGCGACGAGCAUCGGCGUGCGAUGUGUGGCCGAUGCCUUACAAGCCAACAAUGUCCUUGAGAGGCUCUCGCUGGACCAUUGUGAUCACCGAGACCCGGACAAUGGCUGCUACUCGUUGAUUGUGUCCUUACCCGUGAACUGCACUUUGAGGCAUUUGGGCUUGAGCUAUGCCUUGUUGGGCUCCAACGGAUUGAUUCAUUUGGCCAAGGUCGUUGCCACCAAUGAGGUGCUGUGCAGUUUGAACCUCUCCGGGAAUCUGGUGGAUGAAAAGUCCGCCUCAGCCUGGAAAAUCACCCUAUGCGGCAAUCGAUCACUGAAAAGUUUAGGAAUGGCUGCGUGCCAUAUCGAUGACACUGCCGGGGUCAUCUUAGCUGAAGGUAUUGGUCAGAAUCAAGGUUUGGAGUCCCUUUCCCUGCGCGACAACGCCUUGCGCAAUACCUGCGCGGAGGCCUUUGAGGAGGCAUUGCUGCAGAAUGGUCACCUCGUUCAGCUGAAUCUGGAACUGAACAGCAUCCAUUUGCGUGUCCUGUCGAAGAUCAAGCAGUUGUUGGAUCGCAACAACAAGAUUCGCGACAAAGGUUUGCCGGAUCGCUACCGAACACGCAUCGCGGAGCUGACGGAGUGUCAGAAGGAGGUGGGCCGAAUGUCCCAGGUCCUCAUGAGGAAUCGCCAAAAGAAGCGGGUUGCCCUCUGGAAACAAGCAGCCAAAGUGCAGAAGCUGAAAGAUGAAAAAGAGGCAGAUCGACAAAGGGAAGCUCAAGUGGAAGAUCGCUUGAAUGAACUGUUGGAGACCCACGAGCAGGUGGAACAGGUGAAGAGUGUCUUGUUUGUUGCCUUGGUGUCCUUUACCUUGGGCGUAGUCACCUUGAUUUUGUUGGGACCUGCAGAACCUGGCUAUCCGCCCAAGUAUGGCCAGAUUCCGGAGAAGACCAUCUGGUUUUAUUAUGACAAGGGAUUCAAUCCCAUGCCCAACCGCUUAGUGGAUCUAUGUAUCCAAAGCUUCUGUGUCAACAAUCCGGACUGGAAUUUCGAGUUCAUCAGCGACGACAAUGUCUUAGAAUACGUGAGUGCUGAGAUGUUGCCAAUGGCGUAUGGGACAUGGAAGACAACAGCCAACAAAAAAGACAUGGUGAUGGCAAACCUUUUGGCCAUCUACGGCGGAGUUGCUGCAGAUGCGACGAUUCUGAACUUUCGAUCGCUGAACGUCCUGUGGGACCACAUGCUGCGGGAUGCUGCGGAUGCCGUGAUCUACUGGUACAGACUCACCGAACCCUGGGCCUCCGUUGACAGCGCGGCCGCCUGGUUCUUUAUGGCCCGCCGGGACACGGGCAUUUUCCGUCGCUAUGCCCGCGACAUCCGGAGCCACUUCGGAGACGUGGAGCUGGACGCAUCGCGCGUGGGAGGUCAUCCUUACCUGGCCUUUGCAACUAGAAGUCUGGAGCCCAUCCUGACGGAGAUCAACUCGUCCUUGCCGUUGUGUAUGAACGAUCCCACCAGGACCUCUUGGACUGAAUGUGCCACCAGUCGAAAAUAUCACGUGCAAAGCAAUGAGGAUCUCAACAAUACUAAGGUCGUCUUGUUGGACCCCAACGACCGCCGGCAUGGGCCCCAGCUGAACAUCGACGUCCUUUGCAGCGACUGUCCCAUUCCACACUUCUCGGAGCCUGCGGUGAAGGAGCUUUGGGAGCAAUAUCAGUCGCGAAAGAGUGACCCAUACUUCACCAUGAUCAAACUCUCUUCUGGCGGGGGUGUCUUUGCAGAAAAACACCCGGAUCUGUUGCUGUUGAGUGACGAGGAUGAGAAGGAGAAUAUCAUGAGCAAAUGGUUCAAAGAUGCCGGUCUCAAGCUGAAUGGCAAGAAUGCCUGCGCUGCCCAGCUCAAGAAACUGGCCAAGCAACACCACGAGGUUCACGACCUGGAGGACCCUGCGAUCUGA
Molecule: messenger RNA, 8235 nt
Organism: Cladocopium goreaui
Lineage: Eukaryota; Dinophyceae; Suessiales; Symbiodiniaceae
Source: the annotation of a GenBank genome assembly